UUCAAACAGAAAAAAACUACAAAACAUUAACUGAAUGCACUUCCACGUCCAAUGUUGUGAUGCUUUCUGUUAUGAGCUGCGGAACUCCCGCGAGAUGACCGAACAAACUACUACUUCCGGUACCUUGAGCAUUGAGCAGGAGUUUCAGAAGACUAGCAAGUUGGCUCUGAUGGGAGCACAUGUGGAGGAGGACUCUGUGCUGCUGCAGAUACUGAAGAGAGUGUCAGUUCUUCACCACAGUGCCACUGCCUGGUGGAUCGCUGAACUGCCUUAGAAUCACACAACAUUUUUGUCAGGAACAUGGAGAAGAUGUCACGGGUCACCACAGCACUCAGCAGCAAUGCCAUCAGUGGCCGAACUAUGUUCUGCCACUUGGACGCUCCUGCCAAUGCCAUCAGUGUGUGUCGUGAUGCCACGCAGGUAGUGGUAGCUGGUCGCAACAUCUUCAAGAUAUAUGCACUGGAGGAGGAGCAGUUUGUGGAGAAGCUUAAUCUCCGCGUCGGUCGCAAACCCUCGCUCAACUUUAGCUGUGCGGAUGUCAUGUGGCACCAGAUGGAGGAGAAUCUGCUGGCUACAGCAGCCACCAAUGGGGCGGUGGUCACCUGGAACCUGGGAAAACCCUCUCGUAACAAGCAGGACCAGCUGUUCACUGAGCACAAGCGCACUGUCAACAAGGUGUGCUUCCACCCCACAGAGGUUUACAUGCUGCUAAGUGGCUCCCAGGAUGGCUUCAUGAAGUGCUUCGACCUGCGCAAAAAAGAGUCUGUCAGCACUUUCUCAGGUCAGUCAGAAAGUGUAAGGGACGUCCAGUUCAGCAUGAAGGAUUAUUUCACAUUUGCCGCCUCGUUUGAGAAUGGCAACGUCCAGCUGUGGGACAUCCGGCGGCCGGACCGUUACGAGCGAAUGUUCACUGCCCACACCGGUCCUGUGUUCUGCUGCGACUGGCAUCCUGAUGACAGGGGGUGGCUGGCCACAGGAGGCAGGGACAAGAUGGUGAAGGUGUGGGACAUGACCACUAACCGGCCCAAGGAGAUCUACUGUGUCCAGACAAUUGCCUCAGUGGCACGGAUCAAGUGGCGACCGGAGAGGAAAUUUCAUUUGGCCACUUGUUCCAUGAUGGUAGACCACAACAUCUAUGUAUGGGACGUCCGCAGACCUUUCAUUCCUUUUGCCACCUUUGAGGAACACAAGGAUGUGACCACUGGUAUUGUGUGGCGCCACCAGCACGACCCACAUUUUCUGCUUUCUGGCUCCAAGGACAGCACACUCUACCAACAUAUGUUCAAGGAUGCUACUCGGCCCGUCGACAAGGCCAACCCUGAGGGUCUGUGCUUUGGCCUCUUGGGUGACUUGGCCUUUGCAGCCAAAGAGAGUCUGAUCAGCAGUGACGUCAACAGAAAGCCUUACCCUGGAGGUGACCGUCGUUACCCCAUCUUUUUCUUCAAGAAGCCUGACCCGACAGAACAGUUUGCCCAUGUAUCCAGUGCUCUCAGCGUCUUUGAGACAGACUUGAACAGUAACCACAUGGACUGGUUUGUCAAGACAGCACAGCUCUACCUCCUCAGCGGGAAGCCGUUCGCUGAGCUGUGUGAUCACAAUGCCAAGGUGGCCCAGGAGCUCAAACGACCUCAGGUUUCCACAACAUGGACCAUGCUGAGAAUCAUGUUCUCUGACCCAGCAAACCUCACAGCAACUGGUCCAAACCACAACCUCAGUAGUAAACUGGGCACAUUGCCUUUAAUGAACAGUUUCAGUAUGAAGGAAAUGGGAACAGAGAGCAGACUGGAGCGUAGUAAAGGCGAGAGCAGGCCGGACAACACCCACCUGGAGCCUGGGACCUCACACAUCAGCAAUAAUAAUGAAGAAAAUGAGGAGACUGAAGGCAGUGAGGGUCAGGCUGAGUACAUGUUCGGUGACGCCGAGCUAGAUGAUGAUGAACUCUAUUCUAUGGAGCAUGACAACCAAACAGAGCAGGAGUACACGCUGCCCCAGGAGGCCUUCCAGCUGCGCCACGAGAUCAUGGAUAAACCAUCUGCUCCAGAGCACCUUCCGCAGGACCAGGCCGAAUCGCACGAGGCAGAAGUCACUUGUCUGACACCCAUUGAGUCCUUUUCUCUCAUCUCCAUUUCCCAACCACUGUACAGCCCCCACCUGCCCGGGAGCUUUUUCUGUCCCAUUGCGCGGGAGAUGCUGAGCUACUACGCAGAGCAGGGCGAUGUGCAGAUGGCUGUGUCUGUGCUUAUCGUCCUGGGGGAACGGAUUCGUAAAGAGAUCGAUGACCUCACUCAGGAGCACUGGUACAUGUCCUACAUAGACCUACUGCAGCGAUUCGAGUUGUGGAACGUGUCCAAUGAGGUCAUCAAGCUGAGUACGUGCAGCGCCAUCACCUGCCUGAACCAGGCGUCCACAACACUCCACAUCAACUGCAGCAACUGCAAGCGGCCAAUGAGCAACAAGGGAUGGAUAUGUGACAGGUGCCACCAGUGUGCCAGUGUAUGUGCAGUGUGCCACCAUGUGGUGAAGGGACUGUUUGUCUGGUGUCAGGGAUGCAGCCAUGGGGGACAUUUGGAGCACAUUAUGAACUGGCUCAAGAGCAGCGCGCACUGCCCGGCCGGCUGCGGUCACCUGUGUGAGUACACCUGAACCCAUCACAACCACUGCUCACCCUCCUGGUCCUCUGUGGAAGCGCAAAUCAGAUCUCAUCACAGACAAACGAGAUGUCUGCAUCCCUCCACACGGGCCCAGUCAGAUUAGUUGAAGGUUGGAUCUACUGAACCUGAAGGACAAAAAGGUUUCUAUGUGCUGUCCUGCACAGCCAGCCAUGAGCAAACACAAUCACAUUUAAGUUUGUAUUUGAAUUGGUUUUUGAACCAUUGGUGAAUUUGUAUUUAAGCAGAUGUUACAAUAGAUAUUAAAAACGUUAACAAUAUUUUGGUGAACUCACAUUUGCUACAUUUUACAGUUUUUAAACCUCCAUAAAACCCUGAAGGCUGCAGUGACAUGUUAAUGUGCAUUAUGUUUAAAACUUGCAGUAUUUUGAAGAACUGUAGAUAAAGUUGAAUUUAUUUGAGAAAUAGCAAUACAUUAAAGCAAUACAUAAAUUAAUAGAGCUGUCCUGUACAUUCACCAGAGAAAUCCUCUCUCCCUUGCAGUGUUCACGUCAUUCGCGCGUAUACUGAAUGUGACUGUAUCCAGGUUACUUGAAUUUGCACCGAGCAUCACAUUCUAAAAGUGUAUCUUCGUGAGAGCAAAGAAGUGCAGUUGUUUUUUCCCCAACCACACUUUUCUCUUGUGGACCCAGAAGUGUUUCGACAAAUGUCAGCCCGCCAACAUCUGUAACUUCUAGUCUAGCAGCUGGACAGUGUGCGCUGCUUAGAGUAACAUUUGCUUUCUAGUCAUAAUCUGUCAUUCUCACCACCGGUGCAAUACACAACAGAUUAAGCGCAGAAGGCCACAAACGCCUUAUGUCCAGAUAAACCUCAACAGAACAGCUUCGUUGUGGGUGAAGUGCUUGUUGUUAUAAGAGGAAUCUGUUACUGUAUAGCCUGAUGGUGACUACAUGGAUGAUUUUACAACUGAGUUGACAGUUUCAUGGGCAGAGUUUCAUGAGAUGAGUGACAAUCAGUCUCUUAACACAUUAAUUUGGGCACAUAUACAGAUUGGAUGCUGCUCAGCAUCACAAGUGUUAGUCUUCCACUCGUGUUAGAUUUUAAAUGUGUAAAUCAGCCGCAGAGUGUCACUACAGAUUGGCAGUCCUCUGCUUACUUAGCUUCUGUACUGAAAACUACUUAGUUUUAGUGAUUUUAUAAGCAUUCUGGUCAGAACAGUUGAUUUACAAACUGGGAGGAGUCUGUGCUCAUUUAAAAACCUGCAUGCCAGAGCCUGCUGUAUUUGGAUCAGCUGCUAAAGCCAACGGAUAUAUUGUGCCAAGGUUGUUACUGAGCAGCACCUGUCAUCACAUCGAUUUACCGCCAAGGCCCUGGGCACAUCAGAGUAUUUUCAAAUCCACUCCACAUGAGGAGGGGAAUCCCUGACCCCCAAGGCUCAGUCUGCACAGAACUGUCUUAUAGUAUUAGCAGACCUGAUAUUGAUCUGAGCCACCUGAUUAGCUCUAACAUCUGGACAGGCCCUGUUGUGUCUGGAAAUCACAUUUAUUAAGUCAAAGUAACUGUGACUUAAUGUGUUAUACACCGAUCAGGCACAACAUUAUGACCACCAGUACAUAUAAAUUCUGUUCUUG
This is a messenger RNA of Monopterus albus (swamp eel), 4240 nucleotides long. It is a transcript of the gene wdr24, whose product is annotated as WD repeat domain 24. Gene Ontology annotation, molecular function: protein binding. NCBI's taxonomy places the organism in Eukaryota, Metazoa, Chordata, Actinopteri, Synbranchiformes, Synbranchidae. Gene Ontology annotation, biological process: cellular response to amino acid starvation; positive regulation of TORC1 signaling; positive regulation of macroautophagy. Gene Ontology annotation, cellular component: GATOR2 complex; cytosol; vacuolar membrane. The record is from RefSeq and is a predicted model, not a curated record.